Molecule: messenger RNA, 1036 nt
Organism: Prorocentrum cordatum
Lineage: Eukaryota; Dinophyceae; Prorocentrales; Prorocentraceae
Source: the annotation of a GenBank genome assembly
GCGCAGACGCCGCCAGAGCUGGAUCAGUGCAUGUGCAUCCAGCAUCUGUUUGCGCUACUUAAGAAGUCGGAGCGGGGUUCGUCCGCUGGCCGCGGGAGCCUACCUCCGGAGGCGGCAGGCGAUGCGCAGUGCGCGGUUGGCAAGACCGGGGGCAUUGAUGCGGCAUUUAACACCACCCAGACCAUGGUCGAUGCAGGGGGGGCGACCGGCGUGCUCAGCGUGGACAUCUCGAACGGUGGCGCUGGGGCCCUUGAGCAGGGCGCCGGCUCGGCGCAAGGGCGCCCCCUCAGCGCGCUCUUCUCCGCCGUGGCAAUCGCUGAUCCCAUCGCGGCUGCUGUGGCGCAGUGUCGGCGUGAGGACUUGCAUGUACGUGUAGUCGCGCAUGCGGAUGACCUCUACGUGGCUUGGCCCGCGCAGUCCCUGGGCAGGGCUCGAUGCGUCCUCGAGCAGCACAUGGCCACUGUCGGUCUGCAGUUCAACGGCGACAAGACCAAAGUGUGGGUCACGGACAACGCGGCCGCGGGCCUUUUGCCCCCUGAUCUGCACGCUUGGCGGGCACCGGAGCUCCUAAUGUUAGGGUGCACCCUAUAUUGGCGCGGCCGGGGCGUCUCCUUGAACGUUGGGUUCGGCGCGUCUGCGUUCAAGUUCGGGGCCAUGACUGCCCGCGUCACGAAUCUCGGGAAGCAGCUAUAUGAUUUCGUGGGCCGGGGGAUGUCUGUGCAAAUGGCGGCCGCAAUCUUCCGUUACUCUGCCGUGGGCUGCCCGCAACAUAUGCUGCGUGCGCAGCUGUGGCCGCGUGAGGUUCUGCAGGAGGGUGGCUUGUCCGUGGGCUUCGUUUCUGAAAGGGCUCACGCUGCUUUCUUCGCGGGCUGGGGGCUCGACCUUGCAGCCAGGGCGCAAAGAUCUCAAGUGUUCGCGCCUCCCGCAGUCUCGGGCGCUUUGCUGGCCACGCAGCGCGACGCACAGCUGGCAAAGGUAGCUCUAGAGGAAAAGGCGCCGUCGCUUGUGAACCACGCGCUGCUGCUUCUGAACGUGC